AUGGCUAGACAAUCGUAUUCGGAUCGGCAUUCAAUGCAACUUGAUGAGCCGAAAUCUCGAUGGGUUCACAUUCAAAUGCACACUUUCACAAAUUGGAUUAAUGAACAGCUUCGUGGCACUGGCUACAAAUUGCACGAUUUGGCGGCUGAAUUGAGCGAUGGAGUGCUGUUAAUUAAACUUGUCGAGAGUCUCCAGGAUCGAUUAUGCUCUGGAAAAGUGUUCAACAAAGAUCCGACGGAGAUUCAAAUGUUGAUGAACGUGCAGAUGGCGCUUGACGCGAUGCGUAGAGAUGGGAUAAAACUCGUGAAUAUUGGAAGUCAUGACAUUGUUGAAGGAAAUCCAAAAUUAGUUCUGGGCCUUAUCUGGACCCUCAUCCAACGCUAUCAGAUCGCUUCUAAGACGAAGAUUCCUCCAAAGAAAUUGAUGAUGGCUUGGGUUCAGUCCGUUCUCCCGGAAUUGAAAAUAACAAACUUUCGAACAAACUGGAACAAUGGAGUCGCUUUAUCAGCUUUACUUGAAUACUGUCAACCGGGAUUGUGCCCAGAAUGGAAAAGAAUCGAUCCGGAAGAUGGAAGAGAGAACUGUGCCCGGGGGAUCCGUUUAGCCGAGCGAUAUUUGGGGAUUCCUCCAAUUCUCUCGGCUGAACAUCUCUCAUCUCCGGAUCUCGAUGAGCUCUCUUGUAUCACGUAUCUCUCGUAUUUUGUCAAAAAGGGCAGUCCUGGAUACAGAUCAACGAUGUAUCGAGUGCAACAGCUAAUUGGCUCCGAUCCCUUAGUUGAAGAUUUCUCACCUACAUGGUGUGAUGGGUACAUCUUGUGUCGAUUGAUUGAAUCAGUUGGUGGGAGAGUGCCUGAGAUCGACAGUAUGCAAUAUGAUGACUACCAUAGUUGGGUGUACAAUGUGCGCUGUGGUCUUGAUGCAGCAGCUGAUCUUGGAGUCGGUUCACUAGUGGGCGCUGAAGAUAUCGCUGACUCGCAAGGAGAACAUCUAGGAAUCAUGGCUCUAGCAGCAGCUCUUUGUGCUGUCGGCCCAACACCGUCAUUCCCAAUCACUCAAUGCUAUACUAAUCAACAAGUAAAUCUCGACUUGGCUUUCGCUGAUGGCGGAGAGGUUCGCACCGAUGAGUUGGAUAUUCAGGUUAUCGGCCCUAAUGGAAACGUUCUGAGCAACAGCGAGCUUCAAGUGCGCAAGAGUCGAACAGUGCAAGGAGCCGUUUUGUCACUAAUUCCAAUUCAAUCUGGAUAUCAUCAGAUCCGAAUCCUCUGCCAGGGCAACGAGCUUCCAUCAAGUCCCGUCUCUCUGCAAGUUCUAUCAGCAGAUUCGAGCAGAGACCACCUCUCCGUGCAAACCCCAAUCAGAAGAGCUCUCAGCACCUCAAAGAGAGUCAGUCCGGACGAGGAGGUUGCCAUUGAGCAUCAAUCUUUUGCAAAAAGGCGAGCGCAAAUCGUGAAAAAACUCGAAGAGCAAAGGGCACAAACUGUUCGUUUGGAGAAACAUCGCGAAGAGAGAAACGAAAGAAACGAGAGGGUGAAAAGAGAAGAAAAACAGGAAAGAAGAGAGGAAAGAAGAGAGGAAGGAAGAGAGGAAAGAAGAGAAGAAAGAGAAGAAAGAGACGAAGAAAUACAGCAAGAGGAAGAGUACACACAAUAUCAAGAGACUGAAGAGAUCUCGUAUCGAGAAACGAUUACACGACACGAGAGGCCAUAUUCAGUCCCAUCAUAUUCUGAGGAAAAUCGAGAGAAAAAGAUGAGUCGGCCGAGAACUUUGUCCGACGUGGGUCUCAUCUCAUUCUCUGGCCUCUCUGAGCCAUGCGCUGUUGGAUCAAUCGUUGAAGUGGUGAUUAAUGCUCAUGGUGAUGCAUCAAAGGGUGAAGUGCUAGUGGAAUCUGAAUCUCCAUCGGGUCGACUUUUGCAGUGUCCUGUUUCUAGAGUUGGCGCUAGUUUCACAGCAACUUUUAAUCCGGAUGAAGUUGGAACCUGGCAAAUUGGGAUCAUCUAUGACGAGCAGCACAUUCGUGGUUCACCGUUCAAUUGUCAGGUCUACGACGCAAAUCUGGUGAAUGUCUAUGGCUUAGACGUGGGUCUUGUCGGACAGGAAUUAAGAUUUUCGAUUGAUUCGACGAGAGCUGGAGAGGGAGAUAUUGAGGUUUCCGUUCUUCGUCACGGUCGUCCAGUUGCUGCCACUUUAGAACAACAAUCGAGAGCACAACUAUACACGGCAACAUUCAUUCCUGACGGCGCUGGACAGUACAAGAUCCACGUUUUAUUUAACAAGAUGGACGUUAAAGGAUCUCCAUUCCUAUUGGACAUCGCGGACGCGAGUUCGGUGUCUGUCUAUGGGGAGAAUUUGCGAAUGGCUUCAGUCGGUCGCCCGGCCACUUUCAGUGUUCACGCAAUCGGCGCUCAACCGAAAGAUAUCACUGUUACGAUUACAGGACCAACUGGUGCGACGAAAUUUGGUCGUGUACUCCCAGUGGAUGAUGGCUCUUAUCGAAUCGAAUGGAAACCAUCGGAAGCUGGUGAACAUUCGGUAGAUGUACGUCUUUAUGGUCAAAGUGUUUACGAUGGUCCAUUUGUAUGCAAUGUAGGCGAUCCGGAGAGAGUCUCAAUUCGAUCAAUGCCUCGCCGAAUCAGAGACACUGAUAUGCACACGGAUCUUUCCUUUGAAAUCGACGCAUCGGCUGCAGGAUCGGGAAAUCUCGAGAUCAUGAUCAAUGGAGGGCGAGUGCCGUGUAGGGUCCGGGAUCUCGGUUCUCGACAAUAUUUAGCGCUUUUUACCCCAACUGAAUCAAUCACGCACACUGUCGAGAUGCGAUUCAAUGGAGAAAGUGUUCGCGGUUCUCCUUGGCGAAUCGAUGCUGAUGGAGAUCGAGGCACAAUCGGACGGAAGACACAUCCAGAGAGAGCAAUGUCCUACUACUCAGAGCUUUCUGGAGCGGGUCUCGUUCGAGCACCAGUUGACAAGUUCACCAAUUUCGAUAUCACUGGUGAAGGGCUUGAGCUAAACGAUAUUGAGGCAAAGAUCACAAGCCCUGAUGGUCGAGAGCAUCCAAUCCGAAUCACUUCCAAAGGCACUGCAGGAAGAUUCCGAGCCGAGUAUCGGGUGGAAAAGGUUGGAGAACACCAGUUGAACGUGUGGAUAGCCGGGAAGAAAGUCGAGGGUUGUCCAUUGGCGGUGGCCGGAUAUUCGGCCUCAAAAGUGCGUCUGGAGCCACUUGGUGGGGGAGAACCGGGGAAACCCGUUCAAUUCGUCGUUGAUGCUGUGGAAGCGGGCAAAGGACAAUUGGAAAUCUCGGUGAAUCAGGGAAGAGUGCCGAACAAUGUGCAGAUGCAAGGAGCUGGCAGAUGUUUGGUCACAUUCAUCCCGCAACAUCCGGGUCAAUACGUGAUCGAUGUCACUUUCAAUGGAGAACCCGUUCACGGAUGUCCAAUCAAAGUCGACAUUUUGCCGAAACAAGUCGGGACCGCAGUGGCGGCUCCUUUAUCCGGCUAUUCACCAACCUCAUCACCGACAAGAACCACUUUCAAUACAGGUAUCGCUGGUGGAUAUGCUUCUCGAGGUUCCGGUCCAACCUCUCCAACGUCGCCAACUUUACUCCGAGAAACUCGGACUCGAUCAGCCGAUCCUGUGUCCCAAUCAGGAUCCGAUAUCCGUAGCGCCACUCUUCUCAAAGAUGUCGGAUCACCGAGAAGUCGAUUUGAUCGACAUGAAGGCCCAUCGAAACCAUGGGAGAGAUCAUAUGCACCAACUGGUGCAAGAACUUCUCACUCGUUCUCUCCACAACGAGAUCUCAAUGCAACCUCACCGUCUACAACUAUGGAAAGAGAGAAAGCGAGCUUCGAUUCUCCGCGUCAAGGCUGGGCUGAAGGAAUCACGAGUCAAAGCCCAAUCACUCAAAGAGUUGACUCAAGAACUGGCUCAUCUGGUCCAACAUCUCCAUACGGAAUUCUCAAAAGAUCGGGUUCCCCACAAACAGGAGCUGCCUAUCUGGAACAGAGCUCUUCAUCGACCGUCAAUGCUCCAAGGGGAUCUAAUCAGUAUAUGGAACAACAACCCUAUCGAUCUGGAUCACCACAAGUCGGGGAAAAGAUACGACGAAUUGAGAAAGUCGAACCGUUGGCUGAGGAGAGAGUCCGGAUUCCACCGAUUGAUUACGAGCGGGAUACUGGCAAAGUUGGUUAUACAGUGGCUCAAUAUGGAGAACCGGGUCACGUCGAAAAGCACCGAGACCCAUCACCGGAAGAGCUCGACUACAGCAGAACAAAGGUCACCAGAAGGGUCGAAGUGCAACCACAUGAAGAGCAUCACUUUGAAGCGAAUCGUUCCGAGUCUCCGAUGUAUUCUAGUGUUUAUGAACGCUAUGCACAAGAACCGGAAGAAGAGCAUCACCAAAUGGGAUUCGCCACUUCAACUCCAUUUGCUACUCGUCAACGGCCACAAACACCGCCAAAAGACUUUGAUGAAUCGAUUAUUCAUCAAGAAAAGGAAUCCGAUAAUCCCCAGCCAUUCUACACGAGUUACGAAGUCGAGGAGCGCACUUUCCGUGGCACAUCUCCUACUGGAUAUGGCCGAACUCAUGAACAAUCAUCGGGCACUUAUGGGCCAAGAGGACAUAUUUAUGAGGAAAGGACAACUGAUCGAAUGAUUUCACCGACAAGACCACAUUAUGACGGAUAUCCAACGCCUGAUUACACAACAGAAUCCACGACGACGAGAGUCGCCUCUUACUCAAUGUCACCAAAGCUGGAUCGUGAUCUACACAAAAGAGAAAGUGAAGAGGAACGGCCAUUCUCGAAAACCACCGAUGAGAAGAGAGCUCCGGAUCUUGGGUUUAUGAGAACUCAAUCGGAAAUCAUCAAGGAUGCCACAGCUCCAUCAGGUCUUCGUCGAAGCGAGGAAAAAGAAAGCAUUUAUGAAGAGAAACCAAUUCAUCAACCCCGCCUCUCAAGAACUUCGGAGACAGAGGAAUGGGUGGAACAAGCAAAAAGAGAAGCCGAGGUGCAAAGAAUCAAGCGGGAGGAUGAGAGGAUUUUGGGAAGACAUGGAUUGUUGCCGGAUGAGCAAGAGGAUGCACACCAACAUCGAGCCAUUGAUGUACCAAUUGGAGAUUUGAGGAGAACCGAUGAAAGAUCAAAUGACAGCAUGAUGCACCCGCGUUUCCGAGAUGCACACACACAAGAGACUUCUAUCGAUUACCCACCAGAGCCGAUGACUGAAAUGGGAGAUGUGAUCGAAGUGGCGGCAACUCAUCGACCGAUGGCUCCACACGAGAAACAACAAGAGUUGGAAGUGGAGGUGUUAAUGCCGGAAGAGGAGAUGCCCCAUUCACCACCCCCAUCUGCCCCAACAACACCAAAAAUCACUCCGAAAUCCUCGAUCGGAAAGAAAGCAAAGAAAGACAAGGAUGGAAAAGUGUUCGACUUUGGAAAGAGCAAGUUCACUUCAAAGCACGAAGUGAUCAAGAGAGGGAAAGAUGUGGACGUGAAAUUGGAUGGAUUGAAGCUUGGAAAAGAUGACACGUUGAGAGUCGUUGUGAUGCCUCCGGUCCGUCAUUUACCACCAGGCGAGGAGCCGAUCGAGAUUGAGACAAAGGUGAAGAAAAGCGGCAGCAAGUACGAAAUCACUUUCAAGCCAAACGAUGUCGGAACUCAUAAGGUCUUUGCUUACGUGAAUGAGAUCCAGCAUCCACUCUCUCCAUUCCCAAUUCGAGUCUAUGAUGCCUCAGAGAUUCUCGUUGGCGAUAUUCCAACACAUUCAAAGUUGAAUGACACUGUUGAAUUUACAGUUGACGCUGGUCGAGCUGGUUUUGGAAAUUUGGAGAUGGCGAUUAAAGAUGCUGAUGGGGUGAUCAUUCCAUCACAUGUCGCCCAGUUAGAGACUGGAUCCGCGAAAUUUUUGGUCACUUUUGCUCCAGCAACUAAGGGAACUCAUACCGUGAAUAUUACCUUCAAUAAGGAGGUUCUUAAAAACAGUCCAUUCCAAGUUCAUAUCACUGAUGAAGGAGUGCCACCGGAGCCGUCGUCCGGAGCCGUUGGAGUCGUCCCAAUUGCAACACCUGAACUCUCCAAGAAGGAGUUGAAGAAACUGGAAGAAGAACGGAAAAAAGAAGAAAAAGAGAGAAUUAAGAGAGAAAAAGAGGAGAAAGUUGCGACGUUGAAACGAGAGAAAGACGCUAAAAAGGGCAAGAAAGGAGCCUCAACUCCAUUAGGAAAAACGACAGUAACAAAGAUUCCUUCUUUGUCUCGAGUUGGUCAACCAUCACAUCUUCUCAUUACAAUUGCUGGUGGAGAUGAAUUGGAGAUCAACGUCUAUAGAACGGCUCCUGACGGGACAAAGAUCACAGUGCCAACGGAGGUUACAGAAACUGAUCCAGGAGUCAUGCAAAUUGCUUUUAUUCCGGAAGCUGUUGGUGAUCACGAGAUCGAGGUAAAAACCGCUGGGCAACAUGUUUCCGGAAGUCCAUUCACUUGUCGAGCUUAUGAUCCAGCAAAAAUCAAAGUCGGCAAUAUUCCAUCUGGAGCAAUUGAUAAACCAGUUCAUUUCGUCGUUGAUGCCUCUGAAGCAGGAGUCGGAAAUCUAGAGGUUGCCGUGAAUGAAGGCAGAAUUCCUUCAAUGGCUAACUCUCUUGGCCAACAUCGAUACGAUAUCUCAUUUGUUCCGCGAGAAGUCCACGAUCACACAAUCACUGUUCGUUUCAACAAUGAGCCUGUGCCGGGAAGUCCUUUCAUCUGCAAAAUCUCGGCCGCUACUCCGAUUGCUGUGAAUGGACCAGGGCUUGAAAGGGUUUCUGUUGGAGAGCCAACCGAGUUCGAAGUGAGCUCUCACGGAGAUGAGCGUCCAGAUGUUGUUGUAAGAGAUCCACAAGGAGUCAUCAUUGACUCGAAGCUGCAUCCCAUUCAAGGCGGUUACUCAGUUCGCUAUGUUCCCCAAAUUGUUGGAAAUCAUACGGUCGAAGUAGCCUACAACAAGGAGCAAAUUGCUGGCAGUCCAUUCACAGUGAAAGCAUAUGAUGCGGAAAUGGUUCGGCUAUCGUCGACAAGCGAUUUAGGAGCCCGUGUCGGAAAGCCAACCACUUUCUCGAUUGACGCAGCGAAAGCCGGAGCUGGAAAUAUGGAGAUUAUCGUUUCGGUUGACGGAAGAAAUGUCCCCAAUUUUGUUCAAUCCGAAGGUCAAGCUCGUUUCAAAGUAUCUUUCACUCCACAAGAAGCUCGAGAGCACAUUGUCAGCGUGCGAUUUAAUGGACAUCCAAUUCCAGGCUCUCCAAUGCGUUGCCAAGUCACUUCAGUUGAUGGUCCACCUGUUGAAGCUCUUCACAUUGCUCCUCAUCUCCAAACUGAGCCCCUUGCUCAAUCAGCUCCCCCACAAGGAAAAAUGAAAUUAUUGGAGGAAUCUUCAGUGGCACAUGUUGGUCAACGAAAGGGUUUCAACAUCGAGACGACCGGUCGAUCGGGUGACUGUAAUGUGAUUGUGACAGCUCCCGAUCAAUCUCGUCUCCCGGUUCAUCUACAGAAGACGAAAAGCGGUUUCCAUUUCGAUUUCACUCCACAAAUUCCAGGUGAGCAUCGAGUCGAAGCUUCAAUCGAUGGUUAUCCAGUUGGGGACGAUUUCUUUGUGAAAGUCACCACAGAUCCACUUUCCAUUGCAAGACUACCAUCAACUUGUGUUGUCGGAAAGAAAUACUCGUUUGAAAUUCCGACUUAUGGAAGAAAUCGACAUGAUGUGCGGGUGAACAUUCGAAGUCCCGAGGGGAAACCACUGCCAGUUCAACUUGAGGAUUUGCCUAAUGGCAAUGUCAAAGCAACUUGUCGAUUUAAGCAGCAUGGUCCUCACAUCAUUGACACAUUUGUCCAAGACGAAGCUGUUGGUGAAAAGCAAACAGUUGAGGUGAUCGAUGGGAAUCGGGGCGUUCAACUCAUUUCAGAGAUUGGAAGAGAGGUUGUGGGAGAACCGGCUGAGGUGCGGCUUCUCAUGGAAAAGGGAUUGGAGUCACAGGUUGAAGUGAAAGUGUCGGCACCUGAUGGUCGACCAUUGACUGUUCAUCUCUCGAAGAUCAGUCAGACGACGAUGGUGGCUGAGUGGACUCCGCAGGUGGAUGGCGAACACGAAGUAGAGAUCCUCGUUGGUGGAGAGCAGAUCGAUCAAAGUCCUUACCUUGUGCAAGUUCUUGAUCCAGCGUCUGUCCGAGUGAUUGGCAUCAAAAAUGAUCGUGUCGGUGUCGAGCAACGAUUCAAUGUCGAUUACACAAACUCUGGCGCUUCUACAGCACAAGUCGAGGUCUCAUUGGGGAAUCGAACGAUUCCGUGUCAGUUGAAAAAAGUGAGAGACGGGCUUCUCGUUGGGUCGUUUGUCCCGAAACAGCCGGGGAUGUACUUGUUGGAUGUGACGAUUGAUGGACUAAAUUUACAACCUAUUGAAUGCCAUAUCUCAUCGGAGGGAGCUGUUCGAGCAACUGGUGACGCUUUGAGAUUCGCACAAAAGGGUCGAACUGCCCGCUUUGAGGUUUCAACAAAUAAUGCUACCCGAGGAGAGCUUGAUGUUUUAGUGUCUGAUCCACAAAACGGGCCACUGCCAGUCCGAUGCUAUCGACAGCAAGAUGAUAGUUAUUGGGUUGAGUUCACGCCUGAGCAAACUGGUGAGCACAGCAUUGAAGUGACUUUCGGAGACGUUCCCGUACCCGGCUCACCUUUCAAAUGCCAAGUCGUCGAUCCAAAGAAAGUGCAAGUGAGAGGAUUACAAGAUGGCCUCACACUAAGACACGCAGCCACAAUUGCCUUGAAUCGUCGAGAAGCUGGCACCAAGGAUUUAAUGGUUGAGGUCUCUGAUCCCGAAGGGAAACCCUUGAAAGUGGAUAUGAUGAAGAGUCCAAAUGGGGAAGAUCGAGCCACCUUUUUGCCAACUCAAUUGGGGCCACAUAAGAUCAAUGUCAAAGCUGCUGGAUUCCCAUUACCAGGUUUCCCACAAACCAUUCACGUGGCCGAAAUGUCGCAGCCAGCCAUUUAUGGCGCAGCUGUUGAUCAAAGUGUCAAGGUUGGCGAACCCGCCAGCUUCAUCUUUGACCCGAAAAAGUCAACUGGAGGCUUGAAAAUCGAUGUGCGAGGACCACAAAAGACAAAAGUUCGUCACAACACGAUGCGACGACCAAAUGGGACAUCAGAAGUCGUCUUCUAUCCGGAUGAAGUUGGAUUGUACGUUGUGAAUGUGCACUUCAACAACAAGAAUGUGCAAGGAUCGCCCGUCGAGGUGAAAGUGAUCGAUCCGCAAAAAGUGCUCGUUGAUGAUCGGAUGGCGGAUCGGGAUGGACAUUUGCAGCUUGGUCUCAACCAGAGGAGUGUCAUCGACAUUGACGCCACAGCGGCCGGACCCGGCAAACUUCGGGCCGAAGUUCGAGACGCCAACGACGCGCUCGUUACGGCGGGCGGAACGGGAGGCACAGGUCCGGUGGUGGUGGAGGAGCUCGGAUACGGGAAAUGGAGAGUGGCUGUUGAACCGCGACAUCCGGGGCGGCAUGCGCUCUACCUCUACUGGAACGAGUUGCCCGUCGAGACGGCAUUUCCGCUUAGAAUGAACGUCGGACAAGGAGGCGUCGUCCCUGGGCCCAGCACCAGCAAGACUUACGACUACGUGGCCGCUGCUGCCCCACUGCAUAAGAAGGAACGAUCAACGGGAUCAACUCAACCUCAAGCGUAUGAUGAUGAGGCAGCCGAUCACCUUCACGUCAUCCUUCGUGGAGACGGUUUGAGAAGAGCUCAAUUGAAGGAACCCGCUGAGUUUAUCGUUGAUGGAUCGGAUAUUUCGAGAGAUGGUCGAUUGACAGCAACGUUGAUAGGACAGAAAGCCGAUAUUCCUGUGAAAGUACAACAAUUGGGUCACAAUGUCUACAAAGCGUUGUACACGCCGAUGUUUGGCGGGAAUUACGAGUUGCACGUUUUGUGGAAUGGAAGACACGUGAGGGGCUCACCGUUUGCCGUCGUUGUUGCCACAUCAUCCGGCGUUGCCGACUCAAUCGUUGUUGACACAUCAACUCUCAAGAUUGGCAUCGUGAAUGAAGAAGUGAAAACAUUGAUUGAUACAAGGAGAUCUGGACCUGGAGGCAAACUGUCAGCACAAUGCAUGGGACCAAGUAAACUAGCAUAUUGUGAGCUUUAUGAUCACCGAGAUGGCACCUACACGUUGUCAAUUCGUCCAACUGAGGUCGGAAAGCAUACGCUUACCAUCAAAUACGAUGGAGAGCAUGUGGCUGGAAGUCCUUUCCUUGUUCAUGUGUCGAUGCCGCCAGAUCCAUCAAAAGUUCGUGUCUAUGGUCCGGGAAUUGAGCAUGGAAUCCUUUCCUUGUUUAAAUCAAACUUUGUCGUGGAGACGAAAGGCGCUGGAGCCGGUCAACUAACAGUGCGUGUCCGAGGACCGAAGGGAGCUUUUAAUGUGGAAAUGCAGAGAGAGAAGAAAAAUGAAAGAACGAUUCAUUGCAAAUACGAGCCACGAGAACCGGGAGAUUAUCAGGUGGAAGUGAAAUGGCACGGUGAGCAUGUGCCCGGAUCGCCUUUCUUGGUGAUGAUUGUUGAUACCGAACAAGAGUUGGCUAGAUUCCUUCGCGGCGAAGCCCCAUCGCCCGUUCCCGUCACUCCAUUCAUCCCACCCGGAUGGAUGGGUCCCCCGCCAGGCCCAAUGGGAUUCCCAGGACACCCUGGCCAUCCUGGCCGAGGUCCUCCACCCCUAAUGGGCCCUCCCCGAAGUCCUUUCCCUCCGAUGGUCCAUCCUGGCCAUCCCGGAAUUCCCCACCCGGCA
Mesorhabditis belari is the source of this 10782-nucleotide messenger RNA. Lineage: Eukaryota; Metazoa; Nematoda; Chromadorea; Rhabditida; Rhabditidae. The record is from the annotation of a GenBank genome assembly.